This is a messenger RNA of Electrophorus electricus (electric eel), 12766 nucleotides long. It is a transcript of the gene dnah6, whose product is annotated as dynein, axonemal, heavy chain 6. NCBI's taxonomy places the organism in Eukaryota, Metazoa, Chordata, Actinopteri, Gymnotiformes, Gymnotidae. Gene Ontology annotation, molecular function: ATP hydrolysis activity; dynein light intermediate chain binding; ATP binding. Gene Ontology annotation, cellular component: dynein complex. Gene Ontology annotation, biological process: microtubule-based movement. The record is from RefSeq and is a predicted model, not a curated record.
AUGUCCUCGCUCACUCAGAGAAGGUCGCCGCGGUGUCACGCUACUUCAGCGCGAGAGGCGGCGGAGAUGCCCGCUCCCGUCUCGGUUCGGCGCGCGCCGGCGGAUGCGGAGAUGCUGCGAGCGCGCCUCGUGUCGGCGGGGCCCAGCGGCGCGCAGCGCGGCCCCGACGCCCUGGUGUUCACCCACAGCACCAAGGCCCAGGAGAAGCGGCGUGCCGCCCAGAGACCCGCACCGCUGGACGUUCUGCCGGCCCUGAAGCAGUACCGGGAGCGUACGCAGCCGGAGUACAUCCACAGGAAGAACCGGGAGAGGCUGAUCAGCGCGGGCUGGAAGCCCCCCUCGCUGCCCUUAUCCAGGCCCGAGAGUGCGGACCCGUCCCUGGAGACAAGGCCCUCCGCUCUACAGCUGCCCCGCAUCCCAGACCACCUCAGAGAAGCACAGGUGCGGACAACUCAGAGCAUGCUCAGCUCCGCCUCUCCGCGGAAAAGACCAAGUAGCUCCAAACACCCCUCUGUCACCUUGGCACCCAUUAGCCACUCCCCCUCUCCACCACCGCUGAAUCCACUGCACUUCAGCUCUGUAGAGGAAGUGGUCCGUGCCCGAAUUCGCUCCCCUACUGAAAUCGCGCAGGUCGUCCGGAACAACCCUCAUCUGGGGUUCCUCUACAUGACCUCAGCAGAACCCAAGUCUUCUGUCAAGUAUGAUGCAUACAACCUCAAGAUUGCGUCGUUCGAGAGCAUCAACACGUCGGACUACUACACGGUGAGCGCGCGGGGCGUGCUGCGCCACCGUGCCGGCCAGGUGGGCUUCCUGCUGCUGGAGCGCUGGGAGCACGAGUACCGCCUGCACCGCCGGCUCCUGCGCAUCCCGACCUUCGCCCUCUUCCGCAAGUGGAAGGCCUUCCGCGUGUGGCAUGGCAACGUGCGAGCCAGGGCCGUGGGCAUGUGCAGGCGCGCACUGCAGGAGCGCCUCUUCAUUGUCAAUGAGUCCCUGCGUCCUGCGCUGAUCGACAUUCGGGAGAUGUGCGGCCGUCUGGGGGCCAUGAGCCUCUGCAGGGCAGAGACGGUGCGCACGCACACGCUGGAGGAGUUCCGGGACGCUCAGUACGCUCAGCUCGGAGAGGUAUCUUCUCGUCUGAAGGAAUUCCGAGAGUUGGUAAAGGAGGUGGCAGGAAGUGCUUGUCGUCUGAAUAUGCUGGAUGCUGGAUACACACCUGACUACGACAACUUCCAUACUGAUGGAGAUGAAAGUAAACUGUGUGCUGAUGUUGAUCUGUUGUGCGAGGACACUCCUGGGAAAAUGAGCCAUACAGAGCAGGCCAACAAAAGGUAUCACUGUAGCCGCCUUACAUGUUUUAUCCGCCUGGCUGAUUACCUGAUCAUGAACACCAUGCAUGUGCUGGCUGUCAACUCCAUCAGCAAGCUCCUGAGUCUGCUUCAGGAGCAGAACACACACACACCUUCACAUGCACUCAUCCAGAGCUGGGCUAGUGGUGAGACCAGCCAUGAGACACAGACCAAGGACAACGUAUCAGAGCAGAGUGCAGAUGCUUCACUGCUGCCCAUGUUCAUCACAGAACUGAUGCUGGACACACAGUCGCUGCCCUUUCGGCCUUCCAUCGACGACUUCCAGGCAUGUUUUGCAGAGGUCAUCUCCCGUUUCCAGAGGACAGUCCUUUCUUUGGAGCCGCUGCUGCCCGACUCCUGUUUUGAUGCCUUCACUCAACCCAUUAUUAACAACAAGACCGAGGAGAAGACGUGUGGCGAAGGCCCAGAUUUAUAUGCCACGCUCGACAAUGACCAACACCUGCAGGACAUUAUUGGCUCCAUCAAGGAGUCGGUGGAGUUUGCGUUUGACGCUGCUAACAUGUACGCCAGCACGUUUGAGCCCUUCCGAGUUUUCUAUAAGGAGAAUGAAAGCCUGGACCUCACCGCUCUUAAAGAGCAGGACUACGGAGUUGACUUUUUUGGGGAGAGACUGGAGAAAUAUCAUCGUCAGCAUAAGGAAGCUUUGGCUGUUAAUCCAAAGCGAGUCCUGGGCAUGCUCCUGGUGGACACGUCACAGCUGAAGAGCCAACUCACUCCAUCACCACUGCAUUGCAUAGAGGCCAUUCAUGAAAUACUGCCCCCGCUAGCCAAGAAGAAGAUGGAUGCCGUCAUCACCGAGGUUCAGGACGCCCAAUUCAAACUGGAGCUUGUCCCCGCGGCAACCAUCGAGUAUGUCAACUCUCUCACUUUUCUGGAUGAAAUCCAGGAACGGCUCGAGGUGCUGGACGUGCAGACCGAGGCCGUGUGCCGGAUGUACAAGCUGAUUGAGCAGUACUCUGUGCCUGCCCCACCCGAGGACUUCGCCGUGUUCGCCACGCUGCAGCCGUCCCUCACGGCCAUGAAGAACGCCAUCGACAGGGCGCUGGGCGAGAGGGACGCCAAUGUGGACAAGUUCGGUCAGCACCUGCAGCGAGACAUCAGCGAACUCAACAAGGAGGUGAUGAGGGUCAAACAGCAAGCAGAGAACAGGGAGCUCCUGGACAUCGACGCCGACCGCGCUAAAGUGCGCAUGCUGCUGGCCGAUAUCCAGAUCUCCAUAGACGAGCUUCAGGCCCAAGCCUUCCGCUUCAAAUCCUACCAGAAGAACUUUAAGGUGGAGGUAACCAAGUACGAGUCUCUGGAGGAACUGAGCGCAGAGGUGAAACUGAAGCAUCUGCUAUGGGAUUCGCUAGAGGAGUGGCACCAACUGCAGAGCAAGUGGACGCAGAGCAAGGUUGACGAGCUGGAGCUGGAGGUGCUGGGCGCCCUGGUGAACAAAUACGGCAAGUGUGUGAGCCAGCUGGAGAAAGGACUCCCGCCCAACAACGUGGUGCCCUGCCUGAAGACCGCCGUAGAAUCCAUGCGGGAGAAGCUGCCCGUGAUCAUAGACCUGCGUAACCCCUGUCUGAAAGCGCGUCACUGGGAGACCAUGGAGAAGGUGGUGGGGGCGAAGCUGUUGGAGCAACCGCUGACCUUCUCCAACCUGCAGGAGCUCAACGUCUUCAGCUUCAGCGCAGAGAUCCAGGAGGUAUCAGGCCAGGCGACAGGAGAGGCGGCCCUGGAGACGGUGCUGAAAAAGGUGGAGGACUCGUGGAAGACGACCGAGUUUGUGGUGCUGCCGCAUCGCGACUCCAAAGACAUGUUCAUUCUCGGUGGGACAGACGACGUCCAGGUGCUGCUGGAUGACAGCUCCAUUAACGUGGCCACGGUCGCAUCUUCCCGUUAUGUCGGCCCCAUCAAGCCCAGAGUAGACGAGUGGCAGAAGCAGCUUGCCCUAUUUGGCCAGACCCUGGACGAGUGGCUGACGUGCCAGAGGAACUGGCUGUACUUGGAGAGCAUCUUCAGCGCCCCCGACAUCCAGAGGCAGCUGCCCGCCGAGGCCAAGAUGUUCCUGCAGGUGGACAAGUCCUGGAAGGAGAUCAUGAGGAAGGUCAACCGCAUGCCCAACGCGCUGAGAGCCUCCACCCAGCCAGGACUUCUGGAGAUCUUCCAGAACAAUAAUGCUCUAUUGGACCAGAUACAGAAAUGCCUAGAAGCUUACCUGGAGUCUAAAAGAGUCAUCUUCCCCAGGUUCUACUUCCUGUCCAACGACGAGCUGCUGGAGAUCCUGGCACAGACGCGGAACCCGCAGGCCGUGCAGGUGCACCUGAGGAAGUGCUUCGAUGCCAUCGCCCGCCUCGACUUCGCACUGCUGCCGCCCGCCGAGGGUGAGGCAGAGAGGCACUACAGCAACGACGUCCUGGCCAUGAUCUCACCCGAGGGAGAGAAGGUGGCACUGGUUAAAGGACUAAAGGCUCGUGGUAAUGUGGAGGACUGGCUGGGGAAGGUGGAGGAGGCCAUGUUCUCCUCUCUCAGACGCCUCAGCAAGGCCGCCAUCGCCGACUACCAGCGAAAACCUCGGGUGGAGUGGGCGGUGGCCGGUCACCCCUCACAGGUGGUGCUGACCGUCUCCCAGCUGAUGUGGUGCAGGGACAUGGAGAACCGUUUGGAGGGCGACCACGAUCACUUCCAGGCCCUCCAGCAGUUCGAGACCACCAACUUUGAGAGGUUGAACGCUCUGGCCGCUCUCGUGCGGGGGAACUUAUCCCAAAUUCACCGGGACAUCAUCACAGCGCUCAUUACCGUGGACGUUCAUGCCAGAGACAUCGUCACCGCGCUUGUCAAAGAGAAGGUGGACUCGAGCAGUAACUUUGACUGGCAGCGGCAGUUGCGCUACUAUUGGGAUGUGGAGCUGGAUAACUGUGUGGCGCGCAUGGCCCUGUCUCAGUACACCUACGGAUAUGAGUACCUGGGGGCCUGUCCUCGCCUGGUCAUCACGCCACUCACGGACCGUUGCUACCUCUGCCUGAUGGGGGCGCUGCAGCUGGACCUGGGCGGCGCUCCGGCAGGUCCUGCCGGCACCGGGAAGACCGAGACCACCAAAGACCUGGCCAAGGCCCUGGCCAUCCAAUGCGUGGUCUUCAACUGCUCUGACGGCCUGGACUACAAGAUGAUGGGGACGUUCUUUAGUGGUCUUGCUCAGUCCGGUGCCUGGUGCUGUUUUGAUGAGUUUAAUCGCAUCAACAUUGAGGUGCUGUCUGUCAUUGCCCAGCAACUUAUAACCAUCAGAAAUGCUAAGGCGGCUAAGCUGUCUCGGUUCAUGUUCGAGGGGCGUGAGAUUAAACUGGUGAUGACGUGUGCAGCCUUCAUCACGAUGAACCCCGGCUACGCCGGCAGGACAGAGCUCCCCGACAACCUGAAGGCUCUGUUCAGACCCAUCGCCAUGAUGGUGCCUAACUACACCCUCAUCGCCGAGGUGAUCCUGUACUCGGAGGGCUUUGAGUCGAGUAAGACUCUAGCGAGGAAGAUGACUCAGAUGUAUAAGCUCUGUAGUGAGCAGCUGUCCCAGCAGGACCACUACGACUUCGGCAUGAGGGCCGUCAAAUCCGUGCUCGUCAUGGCCGGCUCUCUGAAGCGGGAGAACCCCCAUCUGAGCGAGGACGUGGUGUUGAUCCGAGCACUGCGAGACUCCAACCUGCCCAAGUUCCUCGCCGACGACGCCGUGCUUUUCAGCGGCAUCCUGUCGGACCUCUUCCCCGGCGCCUCCGUCCCGGCGCACGACUACGGCGCGCUGCAGACGAGCGUGCAGGAGGCCCUGCGUGGGUGCGGCCUGAUGCCGCUGCCCUGCGCGGUCGCCAAGGCCGUGCAACUGUACGAGACCGUGCUGGUGCGCCACGGCGUCAUGCUGGUGGGACCGGCGGGCGGCGGCAAGACCGCCACCUACCGGGCGCUGGCCGACGCCCUGACGGCGCUGUGCCUCGCAGGCCACGCCCACCCCUCCUACCGGCCCGUGCGCACGCACGUGCUCAACCCUAAAGCGGUGAGCAUGGGUGAGCUGUACGGCGAGGUGAACCCGCUUACGCUGGAGUGGCGGGACGGGCUGAUGGCGCGGUGCGUGCGGGCCGCCGCCGCCGCCGCCCCCGGCGACGAGCACCAGUGGGUGGUGAGUGACGGACCUGUGGACGCGCUCUGGAUCGAGAACAUGAACACGGUGCUGGACGACAACAAGACGCUGUGUCUGGCCAACGGGGAGAGGAUCAAGCUCACGCCUGCCAUCCACAUGAUGUUCGAGGUUCAGGAUCUGGCCGUUGCCUCCCCAGCCACGGUCAGCCGCUGCGGGAUGGUCUACAUCGACCCCGAGGAGCUCAAAUGGAUGCCGUACGUGCAGACGUGGCUGGCGGGCCUCUCGCAGAAGAUCACGGAGCCCGUUCGUGUGUACCUGAUCAGCCUGUUUGAGCAGUAUGUGGAGCCGGGACUCCAGUUUGUGUGCAAGCACUGUGUGCAGGCCAUGGCGCAGGUGCACAUCAGCAAGGUCGCCACCCUCUGCUGCCUGCUGGAGGCACUACUGUUCAGCGAGCGGGCCCCCAGCCUGGCAUUGGAACCCCACAAGCUCCACACCCUGCUGUGCCAGACCUUCGUGUUCUGCUACCUGUGGGCCGUUGGCGGGAACCUGGCAGAAACCAGCUGGGACGCCUUCGACGGCUUUGUCCGCCAGCAGUUCGAAGACAAUGCUGACGCCAAGCUGCCCAGUGGAUGGGACCUGUGGAGCGUAUACGUGGACUUUGAGAGCAAGCGUCUGGAGCUCUGGGAUCGCCUCGUGCCGUUCUUCAACUACAACCCGGAGACGCCCUUCUUCGAGACGCUGGUGCCUACCACAGACACGGUGCGCUACGGCUACCUGAUGGAAAAGCUGCUGUCAGUCGGCCACUCUGUCCUGUUCACCGGCACCACCGGAGUAGGGAAGUCGGUGGUGGCGCGUGGCCUAUUGAACAGUGUACAAGAGCAGGCGGGAUAUGUGCCCGUCUACAUCAACUUCUCAGCCCAGACGUCCUCAGCUCGGACGCAGGAGAUCAUAGAGUCCAAACUGGAGAAGAAGAGGAAGAACCUGCUGGGUGCUCCAGUUAAUAAGAAGGUGGUGGUGUUUGUGGACGAUCUGAACAUGCCAAAGUUGGACAGUUACGGCUCCCAGCCCCCCAUAGAACUACUGCGGCAGUUCCAGGACUUCCAGGGCUUCUAUGACCGUGACAAGUUCUUCUGGAAGGAGAUACAGGACGUGAUCGUAGCGGCGGCUUGUGCGCCCCCUGGUGGAGGGCGUAACCCCGUGACCCCUCGCUUCAUCCGCCACUUCAGCAUGCUCUGCCUACCGACGCCCUCCGAGCACAGCCUCAAACAGAUCUUUAAGGCCAUCCUGUGUGGCUUCCUGCUGGAUUUCCCGGCCGCGGUCAAGCAGGUGGGAGGCAGCAUAGUGGACGCAGCAGUGGAGAUGUACCGCCGCAUGAGCGUAGACCUGCUGCCCACCCCUGCCAAGUCCCACUACGUCUUCAACCUCCGAGACCUGUCCAAGUGUGUGCAGGGCAUGCUGCAGUGUGAGCCUGGCUCCGUGCAGGACCAGUUCCAGGUCGUCCGUCUGUUCUGUCAUGAGAGCCAGCGUGUGUUUCACGAUCGCCUCAUCAACAGCGAGGACAAAGCCUACUUCCACACCAUGCUCUCCGAGAUGGCCAGUAAAUAUUUCAGCAUCAGAUUGGAGCCCAGUUAUUUCACAAAGCAGCCCAUUAUCUUUGGAGAUUUCAUCAAGGUUGGCGCCGAUAAGGCGGACCGCGUCUACGAGGACCUUCCGGACAUGGAGAAGAUCCGAAACGUCCUGCAGGACUACCUGGACGACUAUAACCUGACCUUUGCCAAGGAGACCAAGCUCGUCUUCUUCCAGGACGCCAUCGAGCACUUGUCCAGGAUCGCUCGCAUGAUUCGCCAGGAGCGCGGCAACGCACUGUUGGUCGGCGUGGGCGGGACAGGAAAGCAGUCUCUCACGCGGCUGGCCGCGCACAUGUGCGGCCACCGCUGCUUCCAGAUCCAGCUGAGCCGCGGCUACGACUACAACGCCUUCCGCGACGACCUGCGGAGGCUGUACAAGAUGGCCGGCGUGGAAGGCCGAGACACGGUCUUCCUCUUCGCCGACACCCAGAUUGUGGUGGAGGAAUUCCUGGAGGACAUCAACAACAUGCUGAACUCGGGCGAGGUGCCCAACCUGUUCGAGAAGGACGAACUGGAGCAGGUGCUGGCCGCCACACGGCCCCGGGCCAAGGAGGCGGGCAUCGCUGAGGGCAACCGGGACGAGGUCUUCCAGUUCUUCAUCUCGCGCGUGCGGGAGAAGCUGCACAUGGUGCUGUGCAUGAGCCCCGUGGGCGACGCCUUCAGGUCGCGCUGCCGCAUGUUUCCCUCCCUCGUCAACUGCUGCACCAUCGACUGGCUGGUGCAGUGGCCGCGGGAGGCUCUCCUCUCUGUGUCCGAGAUGUUCUUUCAGGGUGUGGAGUUCGGCAGUGAGCAGGUGAAGCGCCGCUUCCCGGAGAUGUGCGUGGAGAUUCACGUGAGCGUGGCGGACGCGGCUGAGCGCUUCUACUCGGAGCUGCGGCGCCGCUACUACACCACACCCACCUCCUACCUGGAGCUCAUCCACCUGUACCUCAGCAUGCUGGUACACAAGAGACAGCAGCUGGAGGCGGCUCGUGAUCGAGUGAAGAACGGCCUGACUAAGCUGCUGGAGACCAAUGCUCUGGUGGAUGAGAUGAAGGUGGAGCUCUCCGCCCUGGAGCCUGUGCUCAAACAGAAAUCUAUUGACGUCAACGCCCUUAUGGAGAAACUCGCCGUGGACCAGGAGAAAGCUGACCAGGUGCGCAAGGUGGUGAAAGAGGACGAGGCCCUGGCAAAGAUGAAGGCAGCGGAGACGCAGGCCAUCGCCGCCGAUGCCCAGCGGGACCUGGACGAGGCACUGCCCGCCCUGGACAGUGCCAACCACGCACUGGACGCGCUGGACAAGGCCGACAUCGCCGAGAUCCGCGUGUUCACCAAGCCCCCCGACCUCGUCAUGACCGUCAUGGAAGCCGUGUGCAUCCUGCUCAAUAGCAAGACUGACUGGGCCAGCGCCAAACAGGUGCUGGGCGACUCCAACUUCCUGAAGAAGCUGACGGACUACGACAAGGACAACAUCCGGCCUCAGGUCCUGCAGCGGCUGCAGCGCUACGUCCAGAACGCGGACUUCGUGCCCGAGAAGGUGGAGAAGGUGUCCAAGGCCUGCAAGUCCAUGUGCAUGUGGGUGCGCGCCAUGGACCUCUACUCGCGAGUGCUGAAGGAGGUGGGGCCCAAGCGCGAGAAGCUGGCCGCCGCCCAGGCGGAGUUGGACGCUACCAUGGCAACGCUGAGGGAGAAGCAGGCCAAGUUGCAGGAGGUGGAGAAUCAGAUCAAAGUGCUGCAGGAGCAGUUUGACUCCAGCGUGGGCGAAAAGGAGGCUCUUGCUGAGACCAUGGCGCUGACAGAAGCGCGGCUGGGCCGCUCAGGGAAGCUGACGGCGGCCCUGGCAGACGAGCAGGGCCGCUGGCAGGAGAGCGUGGCCCUCUACCAGCAGGACAUCCGCGACGUCACCGGCAACGUGUGCAUCGCCGCCGCCUGUGUGGCCUACUGUGGAGCCUUCACCUCCUACUACAGGCAGCUGCUGAUAGACCAGUGGAUUUUGCGCUGUCAAGAGCUGGGCAUUCCAAUCAGUGCCAACUUCAGCCUGAUCGGAAUCCUGGGAGACCCAUAUGAGAUCCGGCAGUGGAAUAGCGAGGGCCUGCCCCGGGACACUGUCUCCACGGAGAACGGCAUCCUGGUGACGCAUGGCCGCCGCUGGCCUCUCAUGAUCGACCCUCAGGAUCAGGCGAAUCGCUGGAUCCGCACCAAGGAGUCCAAGAACGGCCUGAAAGUGAUCAAGCUGACAGACAACGGCUUCCUGCGCACGCUGGAGAGCGCCAUCCGCCUGGGCAUGCCCGUCCUGCUGGAAGAGCUUAAAGAAACUCUGGACCCUGCACUGGAGCCCGUCCUCCUGAAACAGACGUUUGUGUCGGGCGGCAGGACGAUGAUACGCCUGGGUGACUCUGACAUUGACUACGACAAGAACUUCCGCUUCUAUAUGACCACCAAGAUGGCCAACCCCCACUACCUACCAGAGGUCUGCAUCAAAGUGACCGUUAUCAACUUCACCGUAACCAAGUCCGGGCUGGAAGAUCAGCUCCUCAGCGACGUGGUGCGCCUAGAGCGGCCGGACCUGGAGGAGCAGCGGAACCAGCUGAUCGUGCGCAUCAACGCCGACCGCAACCAGCUGAAGGCCAUCGAGGAUCGCAUCCUCAAGCUUCUGUUUACCUCCCAGGGCAACAUCCUCGACAACGAGGAGCUGGUGGAGACGCUGCAGGAGUCCAAGGUCACGUCAGAGGCCAUCAAGACCCGCCUGGCGGAGGCGGAGGCUACAGAGCAGAUGAUUGACACCGCCAGGGAGAAGUAUCGCCCCGUGGCGGCGCGCGGGUCUGUAAUCUACUUCGUCAUCGCCAGCCUUUCCGAGAUUGACCCCAUGUACCAGUUCUCGCUCAAGUACUUUAAACAGCUGUUCAACAGCACAAUCGAUGCGUCGGAGAAGCAGAGCGAUCUGGCGGCACGCUUGCGGACACUGCUGGAACGCACCCUGCUCAGCGCCUACACCAGCGUUUCCCGAGGGCUGUUCGAGCGGCACAAGGUCAUCUACAGCUUCCUGCUGGGCGUGGAGGUCGCGAUGCAGCGCGGGGACGUCUCCCAGCUCGAGUGGCACUACUUCCUCCGAGGCCAGGGGGGCGUGGAGAAGGAGUUGUCAGAGAAGCCCAGUGUUCCGUGGUUAUCUGAUUUUGUGUGGGAAACAUGCUGUGAUCUUGAGAGCAGACUGCCUUGUUUCAGAGGCUUUAAGAAAGCCAUGGUGUCUACACCCAUUACCGUGCAACUGGGUCGAUUGGAGGUCUCCUUGAAUCCAGAGCAGUGGGAGGGCUACGUAACGGACCUUCCGCCGUACUCUGAGGACACGCCCUCUGAAAAACAGCCGGAGGUCAGAGGUCACUGGAACGAGUGCCUGGGGGCCUUCCAGAAGCUCCUCCUCAUAAAGAGCUUCAGUGAGGAGAAGGUUGUGCGAGCAGUGACCGAGUUUGUGAUCGUGAGCCUGGGGCAGCAGUUUGUGGAGAAUCCUCCAGUGGAUCUGGCCACCUUAUACAUGGAUAUGUCCCCCUCCACACCACUGGUGUUUAUCCUCAGCACCGGCUCUGACCCCAUGGGUGCCUUCCAGAGGUUUGCCAAGGAGAGAGGCUACCUGGACAGAGUGCAGUCUAUCUCUCUGGGCCAGGGCCAGGGCCCCAUAGCAGAGAGGAUGAUGGUGGAAGGCGUGAGGAAGGGCAGCUGGGUCUUCCUGCAGAACUGCCACCUCGCCGUCUCCUGGAUGCUCUCUAUGGAGGAAAUCAUCAAGACCUUCUCCGAGCCCGAUGCUGUUAUCCAUGAGAACUUCCGUUUAUUCCUCAGCUCAAUGCCUACCAGUGUAUUUCCCGUCACCGUGCUCCAAAACUCAGUCAAGGUGACCAACGAACCGCCCAAGGGCCUCCGGGCCAACGUGCGACGAGCGUUCACCGAGAUCAGCGGGCCGUUCUUCGAGGAGCACAUCCUGGGCAGGAAGUGGAGGAAAAUCAUCUUCGGGGUGUGCUUCUUCCACGCCAUCAUUCAGGAGAGGAAGAAGUUUGGCCCUCUUGGCUGGAACAUUGGUUACGAGUUCAGCGACAGUGAUAGGGAGUGUGUGCUCCUCAACCUGAACCUGUACUGCCAGACGGGCCACAUCCCCUGGGACGCCCUCAUCUACAUUACUGGGGAGAUUACAUACGGCGGGAGAGUUACAGACGCAUGGGAUCAGCGCUGCUUGCGCACCAUCCUCAAAAGCUUCUUCUCUCCGACAACUCUAGAGGAGGGCUAUCGUUACUCUGCAUCAGGCAUCUAUUUUGCUCCUGAGUCUGACAGUCUGAAGGAGUACCUGAGCUACAUCGAGAGCCUGCCCGUCAUCGACGACCCCGAGGUGUUCGGCAUGCACGAGAAUGCCGACCUAGCUUUCCAGAGGCGGGAGGCGGCCACCGUUGUGAACGCCGUCCUGGAGGCGCAGCCGCGCUCCUCGGCCGCCGGAGGCGGGCGGAGCGGCGACGAAGUGGUGCGCGACCUCGCCGACUCCAUCCUGGCCAGGAUCCCAGAGAAACUCAGUAUGGAAGCCGCCACUGAGAGCCUUUUAGCGCGAGACGCCAAUGGCCGAGUGAACUCCCUAACCACCGUACUUGGACAGGAAGUGGACCGCUUCAACUUCCUGCUGCACUUGCUGAGGACCUCCCUCCGCACCCUGCAGAAGGCCAUCGCCGGCUUGGUGGUGAUGUCUGAGGAGAUGGAGAGGAUAUACCACAGCUUCUUGAACAACCAGGUGCCUGAGUCCUGGGCCGGCAGCGCCUACCCCUCGCUCAAGCCCCUGGGCAGCUGGGUGCGGGACCUCACGCUGCGCACCGCCUUCAUCGACAGCUGGGUAAUAAGAGGUCAGCCCAAGUCGUUCUGGAUCUCUGGAUUCUUCUUUCCUCAGGGCUUUCUGACAGGGGUGCUGCAGAACCACGCGCGCAAGUACAACCUUCCCAUCGAUGAUCUGAACUUCCGCUUCAACAUGGUGCCAGCGUACCGAGACCAGGCCGUUGUCUCAGAACGCUCGAAGAACCUCAGCCCUGGCAUGGAGCUUGACCUAGACCAGGAGCUCCCUGCCGUGAAGGACGGUGUGCUGGUGCACGGGAUGUUCAUGGAUGCCAGCCGCUGGGACGAUGCUAGCAUGGUGAUGGAUGACGCGUUGCCCCGGGUAACGAAUCCCAUGCUGCCGGUGGUGCAUUUUGAGCCGCGGCGUAACUACGUGCCAGAGCCUUCGCUGUACCAUGCGCCGCUCUACAAGACCUCUGCCAGAGCGGGCACGCUCUCCACUACAGGCCACUCCACUAAUUUUGUGGUGACGGUGAUGUUGCCGUCAAACAGGCCCAGCGACUACUGGAUCUCCAAAGCCUCAGCGCUGCUCUGCCAGCUCAGCGAGUGAGACCGGCACGGCUAGACCAGCACUGUGAUACCAGCACCCAAUCUCCCAUCAUGCUUCACUCUUCACAGUAUUUUCACUCCAGUGCCUUCUUUUAAGUGUCUGUUCAUUUUACAGCGGUAAAAGUUAAUAAACCAUAAAUAUGUCAGUUAAAAUGACCAAAAUCAAUUAAAAACAUAAAGGCAGCAAGCAUGACUGGUGCGGGUAGGUCAUUUCCCUGUCUGAGAAAGGUUUGUCUGCACCAUGGAUAGAUUGCAAAAACACAACACACAGGUCAAAAAGGAGU